AUGGCUUAGAACCAAAUAGUAGGAGCAAUUAAAAUAAAGGAUGGAUUAUUUAUUGGGGAUGAGUUUGCAUCAUAGGAUCGAGAAUUUAUAAUUACAAAUAAAGUAACUCAUAUUAUUAAUUGUGCUGGCACAGAAGUUCAAAAUAAAUGGACAUUGAUUGGUGCAAAGUAUUUAACUUUUAAUUGGUUGGAGUAAGAUAAUGAAGUGUUAUUUGAUGAACGAGGUGAAAAUGUAAAUAAAAUAUUUACAUUCAUUGAAGAAUGUUUUCAAUAAGGAGAGAGUUGCCUAGUACAUUCAGUUAGAGGAUAGAGUAGAGCAUGUUGUGUGCUUGCUGCUUAUUUUAUGAAAAAAUAUUCUUGGACAUUAUAUAAAACAUUAGAAUUUUUGAAUUCCAGACGUCCAGAUCUUGAAAUUCGAGCAUCCUUUUUUUAUUAACUAAACGCAUUGGAAAAUAGAAUGAAUAAACUAGGACCAAAAAGAACUGCUUCAUGGAAUGAACUAACAACAGAUGAAUAAAAUCCUUAGCAUGUUUAGGAGGAAUUAAUCAUUAGAAAUACUUUUUUGAAUUCUCAUAAUGGCCCUGUCGAUGAAAUAUAUACUAACUUAUAAGCUAAAUAGGGAGUCUUGGGAAAACCUACCAAUCAAAAGUUAAAAUGGAGAGACCAAAUGAAUAAAGAGAAUAUUCAAUUAGCAACUCUGGUCUAUUCAGGUUCCCCUGAUUUCGUGCCUGCUUCUGAGGUGAAUCUAAAACGCGAUUCUGAGACUUCAAUUUUAAAAGGAGCAUAAAAAAACCAAUCCUUGAUCUAAUUACCUAAACAACCCUAAAUCUAAACUAGUUUUCCAAAAAGCACUUAGAAUGUAACUCAAGUAAGAUAAGAAAGUAGUAAAUCACAAUAACAAGAUUAAACUGACAUUACAAUUAAUUCUAAUCUGAAUAAUGCAAAUUUAAUUAACAAUCCUUCAUUUUAAAAUAUGCUGAUGAACUGUGCUGCAAAAAGCAGAACACCAUAAUAACAAUAAUAAAAUAUAACAUAAUAACAAUAAUAAAAUGUCAUUGAAUUAAAUAAAAAACAUUAAUUGAUUAACAAUUUUAUAAAGACUUCAGAGAAUACAACUCAAUAAUAACCUCCAGCUGGAACUAUUUUGAGUAGCAGCAAUUAAAUCUAUUAAAACUGUUAAAAUCCAAUUAGAAGCAAUUCUUUACAAUAAAAUGAGGAUAAAAAGUUAUCGACAGACAUUUCUAAUUAGACAAGACCUAGUUCUUAGAAAUAAAAAGAUAACUAAAAUUCCAUUUUAACCAACUUUUAGGAAUUUAAAAAUCAAGUUUAAUAAUCUUUAAAUUACUUUAAUAAAUAGGCUGAAGCAUUAUUGAAUUACGAUAAGUCAUCUUAAUAAUCACAAGCGACACAAUUAAUAAAUUAAACUAAUAAUACAAUCUAAUAAAAAAGCAAAUUAGAUUAAUUAAUUAGUCCAACAUCAAUUUAAACUAUGAAUUCUACUAAACAUUCAGAAAUUCAAAAAACACUAACUUAAUCAAUUUCAUAAUUAUAAUCUAGUUAUUAAAAGUUUUAGCAACUUUAAUAAAAAAAUUAAAUCAAACAAUCCUAAUCUCAAUCUUGCAUUUAAAAAUAACACCUUUAAAACACUGAAUUCUCCUAAUAUAAUUAACCCACUAUGCUAAAUUAAACCAACAUAUAGGAUAGAAGUUCCUCUUUAACUAAAAAUUAGGAAACCUUAGAUUCAAAACUCAGACCUAGUAGUACUGAAGUUAAAGACUCUUAAAAAUCAAAUGGGAUCUAGAAAAAAGAAAGCUUGUCUCCAUUUUCAAAAGAUCCAUCUAAAAAGGUAUCUUAACAAGGACCUCCUUUACCAUAGUCGAGUUCGCAAAUUUAUUUAAGAAACGUUUAAUGCAGAAGACAAGCAGCAUCUACUUUGAGGAACUAAUAAAAACCAAAUAACUCAUUCUAGGAUAAAUACUUAAAUUAAAGUGCAAAUUAAGUUUAAAAUAACAGUUUUAAUAAUAAUAGUAAUUCUGCUAUAGAUGCUGAAUAAAAGUAAUAAGCUAAAGGCAUAGUUACAGACCUCAAUUAGUUCAAGAAACUAAUAUCACCUUAAAAUUUAACCAAGAGUUAAGCAUCAUUUAUAAAGAAUCAACCUAUAAGAGUCUUAUAAGAAUUGACAGAAAAGACUUAAUCACAAAAAUAAGUAAAAGCCAAAGACAAUGUGUCAUCAACUAGUUUUACUUUAGUUUAAAAACCCUCCUCAGUAAAUACAAGAACCUUUUCACCAGCUAUUAAAAAUGAAUCUAAGAGUAAGGCAACGAACGUUUCUAAUGUCAGACAUAAAGUUAGGAAUUCUUCUCCAGGAAUAUCAAAGGAUUAGGAUUAGUCGAAUUCAUUUUAAAACAUAUCAUCAACUUUACAAGGAAAAAAUAGUUGGAAAAUGCUUUGA
Molecule: messenger RNA, 2451 nt
Organism: Paramecium tetraurelia
Lineage: Eukaryota; Ciliophora; Oligohymenophorea; Peniculida; Parameciidae
Exons: 9
Biological process (GO): protein dephosphorylation
Molecular function (GO): protein tyrosine/serine/threonine phosphatase activity
Source: RefSeq, a predicted model, not a curated record